Molecule: messenger RNA, 4346 nt
Organism: Xiphophorus maculatus (southern platyfish)
Lineage: Eukaryota; Metazoa; Chordata; Actinopteri; Cyprinodontiformes; Poeciliidae
Gene: grwd1
Product: glutamate rich WD repeat containing 1
Exons: 11
Coding region: 2759-4120 (453 amino acids)
Molecular function (GO): protein binding
Source: RefSeq, a predicted model, not a curated record
AGUAGCACUUUCACUUUGAGCGGCGCCUGUGUCUGAGUGGAGAACACAAGGGGUGACCAGAGGGAGAGGAGGGUGGCCCGCGUCUCUGCCGCUUUAUCCAUUAAGGAACCCAGGAGCUACUGAAAUUUAGGAAGAUUCAAGGUCUGUAGUGCAAAAAAAAAAAAAAAAAAGGAGGGGAGACAAAAAAAAAGCUCUUGAAAACGAAAGAAGGCUGCAGCCACUCUGGGAUUUAGAGGGAAAAUCCAAAGUGAAAGAGAAUGAUGGCUUGUGGAGAUUAAUGGGUCAUAUUUUGGAAAGUACCAGAGGAAACCAGAAGAAGAAAAUGCACUGAGGGAUGUGAGCAAGGGGACUGAACAUCGACCGCUAAGAGAGAGGAAAGGCAGAAGCGUGCUCUGUCAGAGACCUCAACAAACCACAGAGGGGGAAACUUUGCCUUUCACAGAGUGACACAGCUGAAGAGUGAUUGCUGUCAACAAGAGAAAUGGAGAAGUGUCCAUUCUUAGAAAGAUAAAAUGCCAGGUCUACUUUUGCUGCUGCUCUUCAUCGUCCAAUGUGGUGGAUGUGACUUUGACCUGAAGGGUGUUGGAAACAUAAAGGCAACAAUCGACUCUAAUCCAAAUGGAUUUCGGUCUGUGUUCCCUAAAGAUUAUCGUGUAGUCCACCGCUACACUCGAAGCAUGCUGUGCGAGACCGAGCCGUGUUGCGUGUUCUCGGCAGCAGUGGUUCUCGUAGAGUCCUGGCAUGUGCUCCUCACAAACCUCUGGGAUCAGCAUCUCAAUUACACCUUCAUCUUAGAGCUGAAGCAGACACUGGAUAGAAUUGUUGAAAAGAACAAAAAUAUAGAGAGUUUCAAGGAGGAGACGGAUUUCAAGCCGUACCCAUUAUUGUCUUCCUCACCAGAAGAACUAUUAAAUCUAACGUCAGAACUUUUUGCUCGGUGGCUCAAGGUGGGUUGCUCACCUUCAAUUGAAACUUGUUUCCCGCCCACGUUGCCCCCGUUUUUUGAAAGGAGGGACUACGGUCCGGUGAGGGGCAAACUAUUGACCACUCGAGCCAUCAGACGCGAGGAAGACCAGCCUGAAAAAAGGGUAGACAAUAAACCUCCAUCGUCCUGUGGAAGAUCUCGAUCCCGGCCCUGUCCUGCAGCUUUCUGGAGCCCCUUGUUAUUGUUGUUGUUAUUUGGACUCUACUGGUAGCAACUUUUUUUUUUUUUAUUGCACAAUGAUGAAACUUUUACCUGGCACUGAAUGAAUUAUUUUUGAGUUUUGAUGCAGUAAGCUUUGCUAAAAUGAAGUGAUAUGCACAAGCUGAAUUAAAUGCCAAAAGUCAGCUAACUUUGCUCUUGUUAUAUCAAAUAUAUAUUAAACCUUAUAGUCACUCUCUUGGUUGAAAAAAAGCCACAAGCUCCAGCUAAUUGUGCUUUCCUUGCUAACAAGAGAUCCAAACUGAGCUAGUCGGUGCACAUAAGCCAUUCUCUGUGGUUGCCUCACUGUUUACAAAUGAAUGUUGUGAGAGUUUAUUCCUGUAAGUAAAUGUAAGUUAAAGACUUUUAGGUAUAGUAGCAUUUGGUUUAAAUUAGAGUGAUCCAGUAACUUAUAUUUAUUAUUACGGUUCUUUUGUUGUUUGUCUAAGUUGGAAGAGUGCAUUAACUCUAGUGAAUGAGCUGAAAAUCUGAGGGCAAUAGUUUAGCAUUUAUCAGACAGUAAAUGUUGCUGCAUGGAUUAAUGCUCUGUUACUGAAACAGUAAAAUGCUUCUUUUCAUACCUUUGAUUUUAUCCAUGUCUUUGAGUUCUUUUUUGUUUGCUUAAUUUGAACAAAGUAGUCAUUAAGUUACUUUUUGUUCAUGCGAGAUCACUCGGAUGCUUUGGUGGUCCCUUCAGCGUUGAGAUGCUUUUGUUUAUGCCCCUGGAUUCCUUUAUCUAUUCAUGUGAGGUGAACUGUGAUGUGGAUAUGUCGGGUGAAAGCAAAAAAAAAAAAAAUUCAAAGAUAAGCUGCAGACGGGGUGAGGAGGAAUGCAUCGCUGCGGCUUGGCUUCUGUCUGAAACUAUAAGAGGAAUAAAAGUGAAAUCUUUACGCUAGCACUUGCCUCUGCUUGCACCCACACCCAGACAUGUAAUGUGUACCAUUGUCCUUGCUGUCGCCAUGGAAGCGCCGUGUUUUGCAUGUUCCUUGUUUACACUGAAUUUGUGUCAAGAUUUUUGCAAGGAGGAACAAACAUGUUUGUACAAAUGGGGACGGAAACACUUACAUUUGAAUACGUGAACUGCUCCGUUGUACCUGUUCCAGUCUGACGCAUAAAUAUUUUAAGACGUCUGCCCGUCUGGGGGGAUAAGUCCUGGUUUCCAGUCUGUGACAGGGGGGUACUAAUGUCUGGAGGUUUCAUAAUUCCCCUAAAUAGGCUUAACUGUGAUUCACUGAAACCUUGUCUUGGGUGGGUCACCGAAUACAGAUAACCCCAGUAAAAAAAAGAAAAGAAAAGAAAGCACACAUAUACAUAGGGGGGAGGGUUUCUGGAGAGGUCAGGUUGACCAUGCACAAUACAGCCAACAGUCUGGUGUCAUGUUUUCGAGAGAAAUCUUUCAAAGACUGCUUUUUCCUGGCAGCGGGGAGCCAAGCGCCAAAGAGGCCAGCUGAAUUCCCGUAAACAGGGUGGGAGAGAGAGAAAGAGGGGAGAGGAGGAGGAGGAGGAGGAGGAAGAGGAAGGGGGAGGACGCUCAAACCACGUGGUCGCUCCAUAGACCGGAAGUGCCCUUCCAAGAUGUCUGCGCCCGAUGAGCACGCGUUAAACCGAGGAGGAGAAGAAGGCGAGAUGGCAGAGAUGGAGGAAGAGGAGGAGGACGAAGGGGUAGAGAUGGAAGACGAAGAAGCGGACGGAGACGGGGGAAAGAAGGUGUACGUCCCCGGGAUCGAGCCGCUUCAGCCCGGAGAGGAGCUGGAGAUGGACCGCUCUGCGUACCGCGUGUACCACGAGUGCCAAACAGGUGCUCCGUGCCUGAGCUUCGACGUGGUGAAGGAUGGAGACGGAGACGGCAGGCAGCAGUUCCCCCUGUCCAUGCUGCUGUGCGCGGGCACGCAGGCGGAAACAGCCUUGCAAAACAGACUUCUGGUGAUGCGCAUGCACAACCUUCAUGGAACAGAGAAGGAAAACGAAGAGGAGGAAAGCAGCGAUGAGGAAAGCGAUGAAGAGGAGGAGGAAGAGGAUAAGAAGCCACAGCUGGAGCUGGCCAUGAUGCCUCACUAUGGAGGGAUUAACAGAGUUAGAGUGACCCAGUGUGGCGAGCUCCCAUUGGCUGCAGUGUGGUCGGACAAGGGACAGGUAGAGAUAUUCGACCUUCGCCCUCAGCUGGAGGCUGUCCACAGUUCUGCUGCCAUGGCGACGUUCGUCCAGCAGCAGAAAGAAGCUACACCACUGUUCAGCUUCUCAGGACACAUGAGUGAAGGCUUUGCAAUUGAUUGGUCCCCUAAAGUCCCAGGUCGCCUCGUCAGCGGCGACUGCAGAAAGAACAUCCACGUGUGGGAGCCUCGCGAGGGUGGAGCCUCGUGGCAGAUCGACCAGAGACCGUUCAGCUCCCACAGCCAGUCGGUGGAGGAUCUGCAGUGGUCUCCCACCGAAGCCACAGUUUUUGCGUCUUGCUCUGUUGAUCAGUCCAUCCGAAUCUGGGAUAUCCGCGCCCCGCCAAACUCGAUGCUCUCAGCCAACGAGGCUCAUUCGUCGGACAUCAACGUUAUCAGCUGGAACAGGAGCGAGCCGUUCCUGCUGUCAGGAGGGGACGACGGGCUCCUGAAGGUCUGGGACCUGCGACAGUUUAAGACGGGUCGUCCGGUGGCCAGCUUCAAGCAGCACUGCGGCCCCGUCACGUCCGUGGAGUGGAGCCCCGUGGACUCGAGCGUGUUCGCCGCCUCCGGGGCGGACGACGUCGUCAGCCAGUGGGACCUCUCCGUGGAGUCCUGCGACGUGGGUGCCAGGGUGGAGGGGGUGAAGGAUCUGCCCCCGCAGCUGCUGUUCCUGCACCAGGGUCAGUCGGAGAUCAAGGAGAUCCACUGGCACCCGCAGAUGCCCGGAGUGAUGAUCUCCACAGCCCUGUCAGGGUUUAACGUCUUCAGGACUAUAUCUGUGUAGGGCAUGGAUGUGUGUGUGUGUGUGUGAGUGUGUUUUGCAUUUAGUCGUAAAUAUGUGAAUGGAGCUUGUAAUAAUGUACAUAACAUGGCUAUGUAAGUAAGAACUCUAUUUCUGACAUUUACUGGCAGAGAAAAGUGCAUAAUGAAUUUUCUGUAUGUUCUACAGAUGUGCAAACCGUUUUAGACAUUUCCUCUUCCACGCUAACAAUAAACAGUUUAAAUUCUGA